AUGACAGAAAACAAAAUAUGUCAUAGAUAUGUCAUAGAAAACACUGCGGCUGUUACUACAGACUUUGAUUUGGCGAGGCAGAAAAUUUGCGAGAUGAGCGGUUGGAAACUAGGGACAGAGAAGUAUGUGAAAACACAUGAACUGUUUGUAACCAUAUGGAGGAAACUACAGGACGAAGGAGAUGAAAAUAAUGAUGGACUCAUCACAACUGAGGAGUGGCUGAGGAUGUGGGAGAAAUUCAAUGAGCACUGUAUGAAAGAAGCGAAUAAAGACGAUGAGGUUCCGAGUGAACGGAAGCUUCCCGAAUGGCUAGAGAACUACAUCCGGUACAAGUUUGACCUCUUCGACAGGACUGGAGAUGGGUACUUGGAUUGUGACGAGUUUGAGUACGUCCUCGGAGAUUUUGGCGUCCCGGCUAAAGAUGCACGCUCAGCUUUUCUCAUGAUAUCACAGAACAAUGAGAAGAAAGUCGACUUGGAAUACUACAAAGAACUGUGUACAGACUACUUCCGGUCAAAUGACCCUAGUGCACUUGGAAACUUUAUCACAGGGAAAUUGUUGUUUGGCGACACGUGAUUAUCCAAUGCAUUCAAGGGGAAACAACUCCAAUAAAUCAGUGUAUCACCUUAACAUUAUACUCAGUCGGUUUCCUAUGUACACACUGCCUUAAGGUGGCUCACUACACUAAAGCUUAUACUCUGUAUGACAAUACGUCACAAGAUGGAGAUUUAAAUGUUUUAUGAAAUUAUUUGUAUUGAUCGAUCUGUUUAUCUAUCAUCGUAGCUCAAUGGUUAAAGCAUUGGGCUGGUGUCAAACCGCAGAUCUCGACUUCAAAUCCGCCAGAGUUUUUUUGUUGAAACGUGUUGAAAUAUAUAUAUAUUGAAAAUCAUGUUUUUAUCCAAAUUUGCAUAUGUUCUGCCUUUUUGACAUAUAUCCAUAUUGUAUAUCAUAUAAUAUACAUGUAUAUAUAUUAUGAAUAAAUCAAUUUGUGCUGAUUCGAGAAACUAUUUCAAGAUAUAGUGAGCCACCUUAAUGUAACACGUGUUAUGCGCUGACGUAACAGCAUUAUUAUUCUUCCAUGCUGUGAUUCAUACUUCUAUAAAUUCAUUGACGCCUCCGAAUUUGAAUAUUUGCUUUGACGUUGCGGUGCAAAUGCAUACAUUUAUUUAUGUACGUAAGUGUGUAAGGCCGUAUGUAUGUGUGUAUGUAUGCACUUGUGUGUACAUAUCUCAUUUCCAUUCUCGAUGACCAUGUAGCGUGUGACAGCGUGGCGAGAAUUAUAGACUUGCUUUGCUUAGAUGGUCGAGCAGUCUAGCGCGCUCGUUAUACAUGCUGCUAGGGGAUUUGGUUCCGCAGGUCUUGAGUUCAACCUCGGGUAGAGGCGGUAUAUAUAUAGAGAAGAUCCUUCAAAAUAUUAGAGCAAUGUUGAUUGUCGUUAGAAUAUAUGGAUGUGUAUAUGUAUAUUUGUAUAUUAUAUAUGUAAAUGUGUGUAUGUAUGUACAUAUUGUAUGUAUGUAUAUAUUGUAUGUAUGUAUAUAGUGUAUGUAUGUACAUAUUGUAUGUAUGUAUAUAUUGUAUGUAUGUACAUAUUGUAUGUAUGUAUAUAUUGUAUGUAUGUAUAUAUUGUAUGUAUGUAUAUAUUGUAUGUAUGUACAUAUUGUAUGUAUGUAUAUAAUGUAUGUAUGUAUAUAUUGUAUGUAUGUAUAUAGUGUAUGUAUGUACAUAUUGUAUGUAUGUAUAUAUUGUAUGUAUGUACAUAUUGUAUGUAUGUAUAUAUUGUAUGUAUAUAUUGUAUGUAUGUACAUAUUGUAUGUAUGUAUAUAAUGUAUGUAUAUAAUGUAUGUAUGUAUAUAUUAUAUGUAUAUAUAUAUUGUAUGUAUGUACAUAUUGUAUGUAUGUAUAUAUUGUAUGUAUGUACAUAUUGUAUGUAUGUAUAUAUUAUAUGUAUGUAUAUAUUGUAUGUAUGUACAUAUGGUAUGUAUGUAUAUAUUGUAUGUAUGUAUAUAUUGUAUGUAUAUAUAUAUUGUAUGUAUGUAUAUAUUGUAUGUAUGUAAGUACUUCUCUGUGUGUGUAUGCAUUGUAGACUGAAAUAAACAUACACAAUA
Messenger RNA from Ostrea edulis (European flat oyster), 2105 nucleotides. Its product is annotated as sarcoplasmic calcium-binding proteins I, III, and IV-like. The coding region runs from base 1 to 576 and encodes 191 amino acids. The transcript is spliced from 5 exons. The record is from RefSeq and is a predicted model, not a curated record. Gene Ontology annotation, molecular function: calcium ion binding. Lineage: Eukaryota; Metazoa; Mollusca; Bivalvia; Ostreida; Ostreidae.